CAUACUAUAAGAAUUUUAGGUGUAAGGCGCAUGCCCCGAAUAAGUAGUACGUCAACAAUUGAUGUGAUUAUGUCAAGAAAAAAAGGAGUUUUAAGUUGUGUGGAAUUUUGACGGAACACAAUUUAUCGAAUGAAUCUGGAUUCUUGAUUAUCGCUCGUUAAAAUGACGCAAACUUUGGAUGAUGCGCGACUUGCUGCUCGUAGAGCUGUGCAAUUCGAUAGAAAUUCUCAAUACGAGCAAGCUUUGUAUUAUUAUGAUAUUGCUAUAAAGCUUCUUGCCAGACUGCAAUUAGAUAGCACGUAUGAAGACAAGCUUACAGAAUAUCGUGAGAGAAUUACUUUAAUACAACGCCUCAUUCAUGAAGAAGAACAAAAUAAACAUAAACCAGAAUCUUUACAUCAAUCCGAGUUACAAAGAUGUAAAUUUCUCAUGAAUCAAGCAUUAGAUGCAGAUGAAGCAGGUUUAAAAGACAUUGCAGUAAAAUUGUAUACUGAUGCUGCGGAACUUGGUCUUAGCACAAAAACUGUUGACACAGAAAUAAAAACAAAAUUAACAAAUCUUGUCAGAGUUGCUGUCGAACGGGCAGAGUCCCUGAAAGGAAUCAAAACUCCAGAUAAUGGUGUUAUGAAAAGUCUUGCUAAACUACCAUCUGUACCAGAAACCAAUUUUCCAGAUAUUGAACAGCCAAUACAAUCGGAACAACCAGUAAAUGCAUCAUCAACUACUCCAGCAAGAAAUGAUAGAUCUUCGCUUCAUCGAGGAAGCAGUGGGCAUCUCAAAGUAACUGGUGGUAGUACCAAUUACACUGAAGAAGAAAAGAAAGUGUUACUUCAUAGUUCUCAUAUAAAUGAUAAUGAAUUUGUACCAUUUAUGAAUAUUGAUCUUGCUGAAAAAUUUCAAUAUGCCUUUCCAUUUACCGAUAAAGAUGGAUUAUUAGAGCUGGCACCAAAGCAAAAACCAGAUUUUGCUGGAUGGCGUCGUCCAGAAGAAUUAUAUUCUGAUCCUAAAAUGGUCAUUGGCCAUCAUGUUGAUUACUAUAGCAUAAAACAGACUGUAGUUUCGGAUUGUUCAUUUGUCGCUUCUCUGGCUGUAAGUGCUCAAUAUGAGAAAAAGUUUGGACGAAGACUCAUAACAUCUAUUAUUUAUCCCAAAAAUAAAUAUAAAGAACCCAUAUAUAAUCCAUUUGGAAAAUACAUGGUGAAACUACACAUCAAUGGCAUUCCACGUAAAGUAAUAAUAGAUGACCUCCUGCCUGUAAGCCGAUACAACCAAUUACUCUGUUCCUACUCUAGCAAUCAUGGGGAGCUAUGGAUUUCUUUACUCGAGAAAGCUUAUAUGAAAGUAAUGGGUGGUUAUGAUUUUCCUGGAUCGAAUAGUAAUAUAGAUUUGCAUGCCUUAACCGGUUGGAUACCUGAAAGAUGGGCGAUAAGACCAAAUGAAGUAGAUUUUAAUAAGGAUAAUUUAUUUGACAUAUUACUGUUACGACUUCAUAAGGGAGACGUGCUAGUCACUGUAGCUACAGGAGAAUUAUCAGAUUUGGAUGCAGAUCGUACUGGUCUCGUACCAAGUCACGCAUAUGCCGUUCUUGAUGUGAGAAAGAUUAAUGGAGAAAGAUUACUACAAUUAAAAAAUCCGUGGUCUCAUUUGCGAUGGAGAGGAAAUUAUUCUGAGCUUGAUAUAAAACAUUGGACUCAAGAUUUGAAAGAAAUGUUAAAUUACGAUCCAGAAUCUGCUUCGGUAUUUGAUAAUGGCGUUUUUUGGAUUGAUUACGAUAGUAUAUGUCGAUUCUUCGAUGUAUUCUAUCUAAAUUGGAAUCCAGGAUUAUUUAAUUAUACUUAUUGCAUACAUCAAAUGUGGAAAGCUGGCAUUGGGCCUGUGAAAGAUGCAUAUAAUAUUGGUGACAAUCCACAAUUUUCAUUGGAAAUACAAAGUAGAGGAUCUGGUGCUAUCUGGAUACUUCUUACAAGGCAUAUUACAGAUAUAGCAGAUUUUCGAGAAAAUCAAGAAUAUAUUACAGUUUUAAUUUAUCGCAAUGAUGGAAAAAGAGUAUAUUAUCCACAUGAUCCACCACCAUACAUUGAUGGCGUGAGGAUAAAUAGUCCACAUUAUUUAUGUAAAAUUAAACUUGGAGAUCAAAGUGAUACAAAGUAUACAUUAGUGAUAUCUCAGUAUGAAAAAACAAAUACUAUAUAUUACACACUUCGUGCAUACGGAACAUGUCCAUUUAUAUUACGGAAAAUAUCUCAACUUUAUAAAUAUGAAAAAGAGGUCACAGGUCAAUGGAAAGACUCUACAGCAGGAGGAUGUGGGAAUCAUCCCACUUAUGUGAAUAAUCCACGAUAUCAAAUAGUGCUUGAAAGCGCCAAUAACAAUAAUUAUUUAUUAAUUAUUUUGAAAGGACCUAAGCAAUAUCAAAUAGGUUUUGAUAUUAAUACCGUUAUAUUGAAUGAUACAAAUGCAGCAACUAUGUUUAAGACAAAAAGUUCUGGGCCAUUUAGAUCUGGAUUUGUAUAUUUGGAAUUAGAAGAUGUACCUGCAGGAACGUACCAUAUUGUUCCUUCAACAUAUAUACCUGGUCAAGAGGGACCGUUUUUCUUAAUUUGUAAAUCUUCUUGUAAUUUACAAUUACAACUUCUUUAACAAAUUAUAUAAAUUGUUGAAUUAUACUGCAGAUUGAUUUUAAAUUAUAAUUUUUAAUGUAUAU
Molecule: messenger RNA, 2704 nt
Organism: Pogonomyrmex barbatus (red harvester ant)
Lineage: Eukaryota; Metazoa; Arthropoda; Insecta; Hymenoptera; Formicidae
Product: calpain-7
Biological process (GO): proteolysis
Molecular function (GO): calcium-dependent cysteine-type endopeptidase activity
Source: RefSeq, a predicted model, not a curated record